Neurospora tetraspora is the source of this 1351-nucleotide messenger RNA. RefSeq lists its product as uncharacterized. Bases 140 to 1336 code for a protein of 398 amino acids. The record is from RefSeq and is a predicted model, not a curated record. NCBI's taxonomy places the organism in Eukaryota, Fungi, Ascomycota, Sordariomycetes, Sordariales, Sordariaceae. The transcript is spliced from 3 exons.
UGCCGAUCGGUUCUUGGUAACAAGUGCGAAGGACAACGAUAAUAAAGGACGGCAGCCGUUCUUCCACGAUACCCGACUAAUCCGGCGUGUCCGCCAUCGAACGGUGUCCGGCAUCCGAAAGCCGUGAGCCAAGACCACCAUGUCCAACACUACCAGCACCGACCCGAGGAUAACGAGGGCGAUCGAGGCUGGGCGGAUCCCGGAAGGAAUCAGCAUUGCCUGGUUAGAGGAAUCCCGAGACAAACCUGCGACUGGCGCCAUUAUCUUCGUCACCGUCCUGACGGGCAUCGUUGUGCUAUGCCGAAUUGCUUCAAGAGCCUUUGUGCUAAGGCGAACCGGACUUGAUGAUUGGUUGGCGCUACUAUGUCUAGCCCUUCUUAUAGCGUUUGUGGUACUGGAUACCAAACUGAUCAACAUUGGAGCGGGGCGGCACUAUCAGUACCUCAUGUACGUGCUGACGCCGGAGGAGGUGAACCUCAGUGAGAUCUGGGACUUUGCGGCACACAUUGUCUACACCAUUGCGUUGCUGAUCUGCCGUGUAUCGGGUUUGGCCUUUUACCACCGCAUCUGCAGCAUCCACCGCGGGUUCCGACUGGCGAUUCAGAUCCUGAUGGGCGUCCUGGUGGCGGGAUUCCUGCCGCAGCUGUUCCUCAUCAUCUUCCACUGUCUUCCGGUGACGGGACUGUGGCCAUACACGAAGAAGAACAACUGGCAGAAGGACGUCGAGGGCUACCAGUGCUUGCCAUGGGGUCUCGUGUACAGUGUCAACUCGGCCGUGUCACUGUUUUGCGACCUGUUGCUGUUUGGCAUCCCGUUGGCCAUGAUCUGGAUCCUUGAUCUGCCGCGCAAGCGAAGACUGCAGCUGGCGUGCAUUUUGAUGCCUGGUAUCUUGGUUACUGGCAUCUCGAUUGCUCGUUUGGUGCUGGUCAUUGCAGGUCAGUGGAACGUGGACAUGUCAUGGACGUACAACCCCCUGUUGGCGGUCGAGGUAUCGGAGAUCGGAGCGACCUUGAUCUCGUUGUCGAUUCCCGGCAUCAAGCCCGUGUUCGACAAGUUCAUCAGGAACACGGGCCACGAUUCCAAUUCUGGGGGGCACUCUGGGUACUCGACCAAGGGCGGGACCAAGGGCACAUCCAUGACGCUGCGCAACCUCAGCCUGCGGCCCCAGCACCACAACAAGCUAAGCUCCAACAGCGAUUGUUACACGUAUAACGACACCAAGAGCCGUAACCGUGACGACGCCGAGACGGGCAGCACCGAAGGCAUCAUGGUGCGGGUAGACUUUGACCUGACCACGGAGAACGAGCACCGGGGGUCCAAGGCUCUCGAAGCAUAAUGUGUAAUGGUUGAA